Molecule: messenger RNA, 1832 nt
Organism: Pimephales promelas (fathead minnow)
Lineage: Eukaryota; Metazoa; Chordata; Actinopteri; Cypriniformes; Leuciscidae
Source: RefSeq, a predicted model, not a curated record
UCGGGCCCUUCUACUCUAGAGUCAUUUGACGCGUCAAAUGAAAACAUUUAUUAGAGACUGCCCAAGCAGUAAAUAUCACUACAUGUCAAAAACAGAGCAUUAACUCAACACCUCGAGUACAACAUUAGUUAAGCUUUUGGGGCAUUAUCUAGAGAAAAAAAGCCGCAUUUUUAACCGCAUUAACUCAUUUUCAUCAUGCGGUUGUUUGGACACAGCUAGCGCGCGCUACAAUAACAUUACGGAUCUGUAAAUAAACUGAAACCUAAAUAAACUGAGCAACACGACUGGUAGCGUAAUAUCGUUGUUAUAUUAAGAGGAUUUAAGACUGUAACGUUAGAUGUUUCAUCGGAAGAAGGAGAGCAUCAUCAUCAGUACAGAGAAGAGGGGGAUCUAGAGUCGAGCUACCGAUCACCGGUAGAGUGGAUCGGGACGCAGUAGCACGGGGUACGGGGAGCGGAGCGGUUUCCGUGUCCAUACCGAGAGUGCUGGACGAUAACAUGGCCGCCGUGAAGGCGACAAGCAAACCGUCUAUCUGGCAGAAUGAACGGCUCCGGUUCAUCGUCUGCUUCUGCGGGGUGUUCGUGUGCUACUUUUACUAUGGAAUACUUCAGGAGACAAUCACGCGAGGAGACUACACUCACUCAGGGAAGACGGAGAAGUUUCGUUACGCCACCACCCUAGUCUUCAUCCAGUGCAUCAUCAACGCUGCUUUCGCCAGACUCUUAAUUCAGGCUUUUGAGAGCUCAAAGCAGGACCACACAAGAAGCUGGCUCUAUGGCUUGUGUUCUCUAUCGUACCUGGGCGCCAUGGUGUCCAGUAACUCUGCCCUGCAGUAUGUCAACUACCCCACACAGGUGUUGGGAAAAUCCUGUAAACCAAUUCCAGUGAUGAUUCUGGGUGUCACAAUCCUGAGGAAGAAAUAUCCCACGGCGAAGUAUCUGUGUGUGUUUCUAAUCGUCGCCGGGGUCGCCCUCUUCCUCUACAAACCCAACAAAGGCUCCAGCGCAUCAGAUGAUCACACAUUUGGCUUUGGAGAAAUGCUGCUGCUGCUCUCUCUGACUCUGGAUGGGCUGACAGGUGUAUCUCAGGACCACAUGAGGGCGCGCUUCCAGACGGGAGCCAAUCACAUGAUGCUGAAUGUUAAUAUGUGGUCCACACUGAUCCUCGGAGUAGGUGAGUUGUUAAAUAAAGGGUCCUGAUUUAUUAUAGGAACAUUGAUACAUGGUUAGUGAAGGUACUAGUUAUUAAAGAUAAAAAAAAACCAAUAGAAUAAAUAUUUGUUGAUUGGAUUUAUAAUAUUUAUAAGAAGAUUUAUGUUAAGCCCCUGGGGUAAAAGAGAUUCUAAAUACUUUUGAUUUUGAUCUUGCAUAUAAGUGUUACAUCAUUUGAUCCUCUUAAGUGUCUAUGUUUUGUGUAUACACAAUAAAAACAAAGUGUUGUGCUUUUCGCUAAAUAAAGACAAAUAAACAUGAUGUGCGUUCUGCCAUCUCUCUCAAUAUGAAGUCCAUUCUGAAACGCGUCUGAAAGUGAACUGUGACUCAGCGAAUAUUUGUCACACAUGCAUGAGAAAUAUGUCUUUAUAUAGCUUGAAUUCUCUUUUUUUAAAUGAAAUAAUUUAUAUAUAAAAAAAACAAAUAUUCUCAGUUUAUGUAAUCUGUAUGAAAAAAGAGAUGUCAGUCGUUCUCAUUUAAGCUCAUUAAGUGCUAAUGAGACCACGCCCACGGAGAGCGUGCGCUAUUAUUAUCUGAGGCAAGAUUCAAACCGGUCAACGCCCACAUCAGCUGGAUAAAACACAUCAGGUUUAAUCAGACUCAUGUACUUUACGAAUCUGA